AUGAGCGAGUUAACUUGGUGCACCCUACUCCCUUCAUUUGAUCCGGAUCCCCUCGAUCUUCUAUAUCGGGAGGCCGGCCCGCCGGCCCUGGCCCUCUUUGACUCUCCCAGAUCCUCCCAGACCCUCCAUGAUCAAGGUAUUGAACAGGCCCUAAAUAUAAACUAUCUCGGAGUUCGAAUGUGGCCAGGGACGUUAAAAUCCCCGCGAAAGAUACAUCUAGGCGCCCAGGGGAUCCUGGCGCAGAUCCUCGGCUCGUUUCACAAUUGGAUCAAUUGCAGGGUAGAACGCUUUGCAUGGAUGAACCGAUCAACCGGUUGA
This is a messenger RNA of Gaeumannomyces tritici R3-111a-1, 318 nucleotides long. RefSeq lists its product as hypothetical. The transcript has 2 exons. Bases 1 to 318 code for a protein of 105 amino acids. Lineage: Eukaryota; Fungi; Ascomycota; Sordariomycetes; Magnaporthales; Magnaporthaceae. The record is from RefSeq and is a predicted model, not a curated record.